Molecule: messenger RNA, 1691 nt
Organism: Ixodes scapularis (black-legged tick)
Lineage: Eukaryota; Metazoa; Arthropoda; Arachnida; Ixodida; Ixodidae
Gene: wash
Product: WASH complex subunit 1
Exons: 7
Coding region: 190-1551 (453 amino acids)
Biological process (GO): endocytic recycling; retrograde transport, endosome to Golgi; exocytosis
Cellular component (GO): WASH complex; early endosome; recycling endosome
Molecular function (GO): actin binding; alpha-tubulin binding; gamma-tubulin binding
Source: RefSeq, a predicted model, not a curated record
GAAGCUCGCGAUGAUUUCAAGAUGGCCAAGUGGGCGGUGCGUUUGGGCGGUGUGAGUCCCAGCAGCUGAUCAACGUGAGAUGCAACCGUUUUCAUGGGACGAGAAAGCGAAACACCGGCACAUCUUCAGCGCUGAAGCUGCGUAGCAUGGGUUGCUGAAUUUGGCGGCUCCUACUCGGAUCGAUUCAGCAUGAAGUUCCAGCCGUACGAGGCUGUCCUGAUACCGCCGGACCUCCGGCACGACGAGUGCAUCGUGCAGGUAGCGGACUGCCUCGACCACCUGGACAGAGUGACCGCCGCCGUCAUGGACGGCAUCCUCGCUCGAGUGGCCGAGUACCGUAGUCGCCUCCAGGACAUCCAGGCGCGGGCCGACUUGGCGAGAGCUAAGAUCUCGAUCAUCCGUGGAAGCAGCAAGGCCACCAAGGUAUUUUCUAGCUACAAGUACCCAUCGAAGGAGCCCGAGGCGUCCAAUGGGGCACCCCGCCCGAGUGCGGUGGAAGUGCCGCUGCUUCGCAGUCAUGCUCGAGUCAAGAGCCAGCACACUGCGCCGGACGACCGCCUGCUCAAGGAGAAGCUCCAGUUCUUCAACGUGCGGCCACCAUCCAAGCCGACCCCGGACGCCCGCGGAGAAGAGGGCGGUCUUGGGAGGUUGCCGGACUGCACCGACUCCGUGGGCAGCCUCCUCCUCUUCAACACGGGAGAAAGUCCGUACACCAAGUAUGUGAUGCGUGACCCGCUGGGUGCCGUUGCGCGAACGUCGGCCGCCACGAAGGGCGCGGGCGACACGCAGGGGAAUCUGAUGGCUGCCCCCGCGUCCAUGAGCGGUGCCAGCCAGAGGGACGUGCCCCACGAGGCGUUCCUGUACACACCCGGCCGGGGACAGGCGCCCCAGAUGAACGUGCCAGCCGCCCUGCCGGACUUGCCCGGCGUUGCAGACGACCUCUCCUACUCUGAGGAGCUGGGGCCAUCCAUUGCCCCGUCAUGGCUUCCGGAGCUGCCCGAAAUACCCGAAGGGAACUCGCUUCCGGCAGAAGCCCCGACGGACUGCCCGCUACCUCCAGAGAGCUCGACCGACUGCUGCCCGCCCCCGCAGACAGCCUCUCCUGAACUUCCCACCGCUUGCGACGCGGCACCUCCCGCCUACGAGACGACCGUGGCGGAUCUGUCAGAGCCAAGUGCGGAUGGCGGGAGAACCGAGGAGGCAGUGAGCGAGCCCUGCCGAGAUGUGGUGCCGGAAGACGGCAGCGCUCGCGCCAGCCUGCUCGAGUCGAUACGAAAGGCCGGCGGCAAGGCAGCCCUCCGCAGCGCCCGCAGGGAGCAGCACAAGAAGCAGGCAGCGGCUCCUGCCGGAGACCUCAUGUCGGACCUGCGGAGCAAGCUGCAGCUCCGCCGCAAGGGCAUCUCGGGUGACCAGGACGGCUCGAGGCGUGCCGCCCCCGUGCCCCAGGUGACCUCGCCCCUUGACCGAGUCCUUGAGAUCAUCCCCGUGCACCAGAGAGACUCCGAGGACAACACUAGCACCACCGACACAGAGUGGAACGACUCUGACUAGACUCUCGGCCCCUCUUGGUUUAGUUUUUCUUUGUUACUUGCUUGACGGACUCAGUUAUGAAUAUUUUCUCGUUUCUCUCGAUCCCCGCACCGAGGUGCAAGUUGAGAGCAGAAGGUCAAAGUAAAGAAGGUAUUUCAGUU